Aspergillus calidoustus is the source of this 2545-nucleotide messenger RNA. The record is from the annotation of a GenBank genome assembly. NCBI's taxonomy places the organism in Eukaryota, Fungi, Ascomycota, Eurotiomycetes, Eurotiales, Aspergillaceae.
AUGACUUCUUCAACGUCGGAACGAAAGCUGACACCAGAGAGCGGGCCAGUGUCGGGGGAGGACCUUGCGCACAAUGCGACAACCAGCCGGCAAGCGAAGCCCAAGCGGCGCAAUCGCGUCAUCCUCUCGUGUCUAGAGUGUCGGCGACGGAAGAUGAAAUGUGAUAGAGAGGAACCCUGCACGCCCUGUGGCACAUCAGGGCUUGAAUGCGUCUACGUCGCGAACCCGAAAGACGGGGAUGCCGCGUUUCGUCAGCAAUUGGUCGAGAUGAAAGACGCGAAAGAUGCGCUGGAUGGAUCGCUCCGACCCGGUUCCGGCGUCCUAGUUCGUCCUCAGCGGGGGACCUCAGCGCGACGAAAGCGAGCCAAAGGUAGUGAGGUGUCCAGUGACGAGUCCGAUAGCUCUGCCGGCGAUGCAUACCUACCACCUACACCGCUGGCUGUGCAAGAUGCUGCGUAUGGCGAUGGGGUAGAUGAUGAUGUGAUUGAUGAUCUCGGCGUGAGAAUUGGCCGCAUGCGCCUUGGAGAGAGAAUCGGUGGCCUCUUUCGUCCGAGGAUUGCGGACGAAGUGUCGAGUACGCUGGAUCCAGCCCCGCAGGGUCGCCUUCUGACUGGAAUGACAAUGGAACGCCAUCACCAGCGACCUUCCCCGGAGGCGUCCAUCAGCCUUAUUUUCGGUCAAACUACUACCAGUGCCCAAGUCACUGACCACAUCCCCCCUCGCCAUAUUGCAGACUGGCUGCUAGACCAGUACUGGAUCGCAGUCCAUCCAGUCGCACGGGUCGUCCACCGACCGUCCUUUAUGCAGAGGUAUGAGACGCUGUGGGAGUGCGUCGGGAAUGGUCAACAGGUCAGCGCGUCUCUUGUCGCUAUCGUCUCGGCCAUAUUGCUCUCUGCUGCGUUGAGCAUGGCGGAUGACGCGGUUCUCGAAGCAUGGGACACUUCUUGCGCAGCGUUGGAAACCCAGCUCAAGAUCGGUACAGAGCAUGCGCUGACUAGAGCACAUGUGCUUCAAUCCACCAGGCUUGAAGUUUUGCAGGCCUUUGUUACGCACAUGCUUGCCACAUCCGUUGCGCAAAUCACUCGGGCCCAUUCGGUCCUCUCUGGGAUGCUAGUGAGGCAGGCCGAGUGUAUGGGCCUCCAUCGCGACCCAACAGAGUUUGGUUUCUCGCUAAUCGAGUCUCACGUUCGCCGCCUGAUCUGGUAUCAGGUCUGCUACCUGGAUCUCAAAACCAGCGAGGUCCAAGGCCCUCGAGCAUUCAUUCACCACGACGGGUACACGACACAGUUACCACUUGACAUGGCGUUGCUCAAUAAAGGAGCUGUAUGGAACGACUUGAUUCUGUCGAUGAUCCGCUUCGAAUGUCAGGAAAUGCAGCGCCGCUGCUACACACACCGCAACCGGGUGGAUCUGAAACGAAUGACAUUAACCAAGGCAGUCUCCAAGAUUGACGAAUUCCGUGUGGCAAUGGACGCAAAGUACGGUCCAUAUAUUAACGGUCCCUCACAGACCCCGAUGCAGAAAAUGUCCAGCCUUUUAUUGAAGCUCUGGGUUAGCUUGCUGUAUAUCCUCCCACUCCACCGGUACAUGAACAGCGUCACGUAUCGCGUGCCCGACCGUCUGCGUCAGAUCGUUCUGAUGAAAGGGACCGAGGCCCUGGAAGCUGCCGUCGCACUCGAGACCGAGGAAGAACUCAAGGUCUGGGCGUGGUACGCGCCCGCCUAUCAGCAGUACCAUACCGCGUUCUUGCUCCUUGUCGAGGUGUUCAACUACCCCCGUCGGCGUGAAGCAAACCGCAUUUGGCGUUGCUUGGAAUUCAUCUUCGCGGAGCCACUGGCCAAGCUACCGCCAUUCCCAUUUGUCACUACAAAUCCGACGGCGACGUUUGACGAGAUCAUCGAGCGCCGCGCCGUCAAAGCUCGAUACCUGCUCACCAUGAUCUCUGAUCAGAUGCGCGCCUACCACGCGGCCAAACAGUCAAAGCUGCCCGUGACUUUUAACGAGUCAAUGAUCGUCGUCACUCCACAGAUCGCAGGCGACGAGUCGGACCCGCGGAUGCCUCUGAAUUAUGCACACGGCGAGCCAGAGGGAUCCGCUCCUACUGCUCGUAAUAUUGACCCCACCGUCACAAGCAACCAAGCGGCUCCGCCCACCAUUACAGUUAGCUGUCAGGCGCCUGGCGAUACCUCAACUCCAUCGAAGGCGUACGCACGGGUUCCACACUACAACACCACGAGUGCGCUCCCAUCCUCAUCGGGGUCAUCACCUUGGGGGCAGCCCAGUUAUUCCGAUCGGAGGGGCGUACCCAGCGACUACGUCCAAUACCCCUCGUACGCGACGAGCGCCUCACAGGACGACGAGGGGCUACCCACGGAUAUUGAUCCGCAGCUUCUGGAGAUUGACUGGGAACUCUGGGACAUAAUGUUCCCGCCCCAGGCGAACGAUGGAAAUCUAGAUUUGGCUGAUUCGUAUGAGUGGGAUUCUCAGCGGCAGGGUGUUUAUUUGGGCCAGGGGUCGUUUUCGGAGUAGAGACCUAAUAACGGUG